CCUCCAAUCCUUCCCUUUCCGAGUCUUAAUUCGCAAUCAAUUAACUCCUCAUUCCCCUUUACCCAUCUCCACUCGGCUUUGUUGUUUAUGGUUACUAACCCCCUUCUCUGAUCCAAUCAAAUCACCUGAUUCCGGAGGCCAAUCCCAUACUAUACCCAAUUAAACCUCCACCAACCACCCCCGGCCAAACCUCCAUACCCAAAAAACAACACUCCUUUCUUUUCAACCCAUCCAAAAAACUACCCAAUUACCGGAAGCCCGGUCACCACCCGCUCUCCCUAUAUUCUCCACAUAAAAAACAUCCGAUAACAUAACGCAUCACCCAUCAAGCAUGUCUGACACCCCCAUCCCCAUCACCACGCAGCAAGCCCAGUCCGGCAUCUCGCGCGACCUGCGCAACAACAUCUACUCGGCCCUGCUCGCCGGGCCCGGCAUCCGCAACAUCGAGGCCACGCUCGACGAGUCGCUGCGCUCGUCGGGCUUCAAGGACGCUCUCCGAGCUUACAUUACCGAGCUCUUCCGCUCGGGCCAGGCCACCACGUGCGAGGAGGCCAGAAACCUCGCUAUGCAGCGUAUCCGCGAGCACACGCGUCAGCUAGAUGGCAACAGCAGCAGCAGCAAGAAACAAUCCGCCACAAACGGUCUCAGCGAUGACCAGCUCAACGGCGGUGACGGCACCGCAGACGACGCCCUGGAAUUCGAUCUCAAAAUCCCCAAAUCAGCUAUUGAUGCCGGGGCCAAGACUGUCAUGAAAGAGUUGGAGAAGGUGUGUGAGAUUACGUAUGAGGAUGACAAGUGAUGCUUCUUCUUCUUCUUCCUUCAUUCCAACCCAUGACCCAUCGCCUGCUCAAUCUAUCUGUCUAUCAAAACUAUGGAUCACACUACAUUCCAAGAGGCCACAUGACCCUUCCACACGGACCCCUUGCAUCUGCCACCGUUGCAGCCUUCAGAUCCACU
Bipolaris sorokiniana ND90Pr is the source of this 957-nucleotide messenger RNA. RefSeq lists its product as uncharacterized. The transcript is spliced from 2 exons. Lineage: Eukaryota; Fungi; Ascomycota; Dothideomycetes; Pleosporales; Pleosporaceae. The coding region runs from base 332 to 799 and encodes 155 amino acids. The record is from RefSeq and is a predicted model, not a curated record.